Messenger RNA from Sphaeroforma arctica JP610, 450 nucleotides. RefSeq lists its product as hypothetical. The transcript is spliced from 4 exons. The record is from RefSeq and is a predicted model, not a curated record. Lineage: Eukaryota; Ichthyosporea; Ichthyophonida. Gene Ontology annotation, cellular component: proteasome core complex, alpha-subunit complex; proteasome core complex; cytosol. The coding region runs from base 1 to 450 and encodes 149 amino acids.
AUGGCUACAUUUAGUUUAAUAGUGUACCACGCAAUAUACACUCGCUUGAGACCGUUCGGUGUGUCCUUCUUAUACACGGGGUGGGAUAAACACUUCGGAUUCCAAUUGUAUCAAAGCGAUCCUUCGGGAAACUAUGGUGGAUGGAAGGCUGCUUGUAUUGGAUCCAAUAGUCAGGCCGCACAGAGUAUCCUGAAGACCGACUAUUCGGAGGACAUGUCGUUGGAUGACGCCCUUAUGUUGGCGGUCAAAGUACUGACGAAAACUAUGGACAGCACCACGCUAUCAUCUGAGAAACUUGAAUUCGCGACCCUUUCCCGGAGAAAUGGCAAAACUGUGUUCGAACAUGUGAGUGCCAAACGAACGGAUGAACUUCUCACAGCCGGUAAGAAGAUUCUAGAAGAGAAGAAAUUAGCCGAACAGAGAGAAAAGGCAAAGCUAGCGAAGAAGUAG